AUGGCCUCUUCUUCACAAAACAUCAACACCGAUGAAGCAGACUUGGCAUCCAGUCAAACAGGAUGGGGCACAGACCGUUCACUUUGUCCUUGGAUAUCCACCCAUUAUCCACCUCCCUCUUCGUUUGCAGGACAAAGUAGCCCAUCUCUUCAUUCGACGUACUCUUCCACCAUACAACUUUCUCCACAGCUUGGACCGGGCAUCUUGAUGACACCCCCCUCCACCCAGCAGGAUCAUAGGAGUAUCUCGUGGGCUGGCAGUCCCAGCUCCAGUCAGUGCUCCCCAAGCAACAACAGUGGCACCGGUGAUUUUCACUGGAUGAACCUCAUGAGCAGUCCUGAGUUCGGCACUCCCACGUCCGCUCGGACUUUAAUUCAGCCUCAUACUACGGACACUACGUCUUGUCAGCACCACAUCCGUACCCAUGAGCGGUCUUCCGAUCACAGGACAUCCGCCAGUGCAGAGUAUGUUUCUCAUCUCUGA
Molecule: messenger RNA, 483 nt
Organism: Penicillium atrosanguineum
Lineage: Eukaryota; Fungi; Ascomycota; Eurotiomycetes; Eurotiales; Aspergillaceae
Product: E3 ubiquitin-protein ligase rad18
Exons: 1
Coding region: 1-483 (160 amino acids)
Source: RefSeq, a predicted model, not a curated record